Messenger RNA from Mixia osmundae IAM 14324, 1137 nucleotides. RefSeq lists its product as uncharacterized. The coding region runs from base 1 to 1137 and encodes 378 amino acids. Gene Ontology annotation, molecular function: FAD binding. The transcript has 3 exons. The record is from RefSeq and is a predicted model, not a curated record. NCBI's taxonomy places the organism in Eukaryota, Fungi, Basidiomycota, Mixiomycetes, Mixiales, Mixiaceae.
AUGACGACACCCAUCGUGGUAUGCGGCUCAGGCAUAGCAGGAGCUGCGUUGGUCCGAGUGUUGCAUCAUCACGGCCUGGCAAAGCAUUGCAGGAUCCUAGAAAGAGCCAAGUAUGAAGAUCGGCAGGGUCAUUCGCUGACCCUACACGACUGGGCCAUGGAUUCACUCGAUAGCGCGCUUGGGGAAAAGCUGGACUGGAAGUCGGCAACAGUCGAUGCGCUCUUGUCGCCGGCCUUGCGAAACCCAUCAUCUGCUCCGCCAGAUCAAUCCAAGCUACGACUCAAUCGGGCUAGACUACAAGACCUCUUGCAGGCCGGCUGGAAGGACAAAGUAGAGCACGAGAAGAUUGUCAAGACGAUCGAGACGGAUGCUGACGGCGUGUCGGUCCUGCUCGAAUCCGGGGAAAAGAUCAGAGCGUCCGUCGUCAUUGCGUGCGAUGGCGUGCAUUCCAUCGUGCGAAGAGCCUUCUUGCCCAACCUGAAGCACGAGAUCCUCGACGUCGUCAUGUAUUCCGGUCAAAGACUCAUGUCGAUCGAAGAAGCAAAGCCUUACAUGACCUCGAGUACGACCAGCCAGACAUUACGACAAAACGGCAGGUAUGCAUGGUACAGCUUCAAUAACCUCGAAGAGGGUGAUACGAGGCUCCAAUGGGCCUAUGGACGAAGGCCGCAAAACUCAAAGGAAGACGAUCCGCUGUGGAAGCCAGAACGAACGCUUGAAGAUGCACAGAAGAUACCCGACGCACUCUACACGGAGACUGAUGCUUUCUCGAAAGAAACAUCGGAGCCUUGGCACCAGCUGCUACAGAGCAUCAAGCCGGACAAGGGGGACAGGAUCUACAACUGGCUGAUGCGGUCAAUGGACCCUACGCAAAGCAAAGUACACGAAGAUCGUGUUGCUUUGCUGGGCGAUGCCAGGCACUCGAUACCGCUCCUCGUGAGCGAAGGCGGUGCUUGCCAUGCUCUGGUCGACGGAGCUAAGCUUGGCGAGGCUCUUGCAAAUGCGCUCAACAAAGGCGAUCCUCUCGUUGACGUACUGAGCUCGUUCGAAAGCAACUCGACCCAACGAUGGUCAGACGCCCACAGGACCGGCCGAGAAGCAGGCAUGGCUCUCGUCGACACCGACAGUAAACUGUAA